CCCGCGGUAGCAGCCGCUGAGCCCGCCGCCGCCGCCGCCGCCGCUAAGCAGAAGAUGGCUGUGCCUCCCACGUAUGCUGAUCUUGGCAAAUCUGCCAGGGAUGUCUUCACCAAGGGUUAUGGAUUUGGCUUAAUAAAACUUGACUUGAAAACAAAAUCUGAGAAUGGACUGGAAUUUACAAGCUCAGGUUCAGCCAACACUCAGACCACCAAAGUGACGGGCAGUCUGGAAACCAAGUAUAGGUGGACCGAAUAUGAUCUGACGUUUACAGAGAAAUGGAACACUGACAACAUGCUAGGCACAGAGAUCACUGUGGAAGAUCAGCUUGCACGUGGACUGAAGCUGACCUUUGAUUCAUCCUUCUCACCAAACACAGGGGAAAAAAAUGCAAAAAUCAAGACAGGGUAUAAGCGGGAGCACAUCAACUUGGGCUGCGAUGUGGAUUUCGACAUUGCCGGUCCUUCAGUCCGGGUUGCCGUGGUGCUGGGCUAUGAAGGCUGCCUGGCUGGCUACCAGAUGAAUUUUGAGACUGCGAAGUCUCGAGUGACCCAGAGCAACUUCGCGGUUGGCUACAAGACUGACGAGUUCCAGCUCCACACUAAUGUAAAUGAUGGGACAGAGUUUGGUGGCUCCAUUUAUCAGAAGGUGAACAAGAAGUUAGAGACCGCUGUCAAUCUGACCUGGACUGCAGGAAAUAGUAACACUCGCUUUGGAAUAGCAGCCAAAUAUCAGAUCAACCCUGAUGCCUGCUUCUCCAGCCUGAUAGGUUUAGGAUACACUCAGACCCUAAAGCCAGGUAUCAAACUGACGCUAUCAGCUCUGCUGGAUGGCAAGAAUGUCAAUGCUGGCGGCCACAAGCUUGGUCUAGGACUGGAAUUUCAGGCAUAAAUGAAUACUGUACAAUCGUUUAAUUUUAAACUAUUUUGAGCAUAGCUACCUUCAGAAUUUAGUGUACCUUUUAAUGUUGUAUGUCUGGGAUGCAAGUAUUGCUAAAUAUCAUGUUAGACGUCCAGGUUAAAGAUGAUUCAGCUUUAAGGUGUUACCCUUUCAGAGGUACAGAAGAAACCCAGUUCCAAGAAAAGUCCUUUGAGCUGUAGACUUGGAGGAGCUUGGGGCCCCCUCUAGAGAGUUCAGGUUUCUUUUUUAUCUAGAAAUGGCUGCAAAUGGAAGCUGAUAAUUUGUAGGCACUUUGUUCAUUGGUAUUGAGUACAUGAAUGAAAUUAUGACUUCUUGAGAAUUGAACUGGGUUUCCUGUCUGAAGGAAGGAGAGACUCAUGGGUGGUAAUGUACACACUCAUCUGAAAGAGACUUUUUUAGACAGAUUUUCCUGACCUGUUUCCACUCCAGUCCAUCACCUCUUUUACACCAAAAGUAGUCUGCAGGGUAUGGUAGCUGUUUCUUUUGUGCCAUUUUGGGGGUGGAAAAGUUGGAUGUGAUGAAGCCAAUAAUUCAGGACUUAAUUCCCUCUCAUGUUGUGGUUUUCUGCCCUUGCACCAGAGUAUGAAAUAGC
Messenger RNA from Mustela lutreola (European mink), 1510 nucleotides. RefSeq names its product voltage-dependent anion-selective channel protein 1-like. Lineage: Eukaryota; Metazoa; Chordata; Mammalia; Carnivora; Mustelidae. Gene Ontology annotation, biological process: monoatomic anion transmembrane transport. Bases 55 to 888 code for a protein of 277 amino acids. Gene Ontology annotation, cellular component: mitochondrial outer membrane. Gene Ontology annotation, molecular function: voltage-gated monoatomic anion channel activity. The record is from RefSeq and is a predicted model, not a curated record. The transcript has a single exon.